GGGAUCGUGUUUUACGAGAACUCCGGUCCUAAGUCAUUUCGGCUGGUGAAGAAUAGUAUUGUCCCCGUGGAUGGGAGGAGGUGGUUUAAGAUGAUCAGAAAACUCACAGAAAGUUUCAAACACAAGAAGUAGAAGAUGGCAGGAUGUGGUCCAGUGAGACAGGACUCAGGGGACGACGUCCUGGAGCCUGGUUUUAUCGUCGACAUGACAGCUCGCGUCAAGGAGGAGAACUGCCGCGAUUUCGAUCUCCCCAGCAAUGAUCCAUUCCUGCCGAAUCUACACCAAAUCGGGAAGUCCCUGGACGACAUUGCCAGUCACUUAACGCCCAAAGGUGGUGUGAGCUUUUACCCCCGGAACAUGAGAAGGAAUCCUUCUGAACUGGUAAAGAAUCUGUGCUCUCGGAUAGAGGAGAGCUAUGGCUCGGAUCAGCAGAGUUUGGUGUAUCUGGCUAACUCGCUCUCCGUCACCAUCAAUAUCCCCGUCCACAAGGUCCCUUGUGAGGUCGUCUGUGACGUAUGUAUCGUGUCACAAAGUGCACCUGUCGUCGUGGUGACGCUCGUCAAGCAAUAUCCUGAAGCCCUGAUGGAAUAUAAUCUCCUGAUUACCAAGGGGUUAGUGUCUCGGGUUCGUAACUUUACCGAUGAACACUUCAGUGCCCUGUACGGUGUUCUUCAGGAGAGUGACGUUGUGUCCGACGCCUCCUUCCAGGACGCCAUCGAGAGAAUCAAGUCCAGUUCCUCUUCUUUCUGUAUUCCUGACUCGCUGAGUAUGAACGAUGACAAAUUUCGGAACAUCCUGAAAGCCCUAGCUGCUUCAAUAGCUUUGUCCAAGGCAGUACAGGCGACCAAGUCGUCCUCAACAGAAGCUGUGGAUGAGGCAAACUUUGAGGACGAACAGGACCUUUGGUUUCUUACAAAGGAUCAGUUUGUGUUGCUAACGGAGAAUAUUGACACCUCUGGCAUGGUAGUGGUAUGGGCAUCCCAACAUACGGGUUCUAGCACGCUCCUGAUGGAGGUCGCGAGCAGACUCCAACAGAGUGGGAACACGUUAUUGGUGUCGGGGUCAGAGGUCGUAUGCAAAUCUGCAAGGAGCAACCAGGUAUGUCACCGGGUUUUGAGCAGUACAGACUUCCUGCAGCUGCAGGCAGAUACCGGCGGGGUGUUGGCCGACCUUGAGCACAUUGUUGCCGAGGAUGUCCCCGAGGCGAUGUUGCACGACGCCCGGAAGUGCCAUGUGUGGCUCUGUUUGAAGGUCAAAGAAAGUACAACUCCGAAAGUCAGCGCUCCGUUGCCGAGGGCACCUGUCUAUGUAUCAACGAACGGCGCCACCCCCUCCAGACCCGGGCCAGCUGCGACGGUGGCAGGAAAAGACCCCGUUCACAUCAUCACCAUCAACUUCGACCUCCCUGUCGACUCCAUGGACGCCUGGGUUUACGACUUCACCGUUGUCACGGCCAGCAACAAGAAGAUCAUUGUGGCCAUAGACAAACCGAACUGCAGGAUCAAAGGUUUCCGUAGAGAAGACGGGGAAAUACAAACCAGCUACCUGUCUAUGGACAAAGACACUACGGGGAUUACAAAUAUCGACGACAGGGUGGCACUCACUGUCCCCAAGUCUCGCCUCAUCCGGGUCAUCGAAGUCCUACCUGACCUUCACCCUCAUAGUAUCAUUCACACUCAGAGACGUUACUAUGACAUCGCGACUUUAGGCUUCCAGAAGAUGGCGGUGAGUGCCCCACUUGAUGGCCGGCCUUGUGUCGACAUCAUUGACUACAGCGGGAACAUUCUCAAAUCCAUUGCCACCGACACCGAGGGUCAGAAUUUAUUCAACCAUCCUCUCACCGUCCAGACCAUCUUCCCUAAUAAGAUUCUUGUUUAUGAUAAGCAGAACGGCGCCAUUGUUUGCGUGUCAGAACGAGGCCAGUUGUUGUUCAGAUAUAUUCAGGAGAAGAGACUUGAAAAUCCGUGUGGGAUGACUGUGACGCCGGCCGGCGACAUCCUCGUGGCCGACUCUAGACAACAACUUGUAGUCCAUCUGAGCGAAGAAGGGAAGUUCGUGAGGAACAUACUGACCCGCCGUGACAUUGUCUUCCCCUACCGCCUCUGUUGCGACGAUACGGGGGUGCUCUAUGCUGCUUCACAUUACAAGGAGGUCAGACUGUUCGAGUUUAAGUGAUUCGUUGCAACAACGAGACCUCCAUGAAACAAAUCAACAUGUAUGCGUUUAAGUGAUGUGUUGCAACAAGGAGACCUUCGCAGAACAUAUAAAAAAGUGUUUAAGUGAUGUUUUGCAACAAGGAGACCUCAGACUGUACUUUAAUGAACACUGCUGAUGAAAAGCAAGACAUACUUCAAGCAUCGUUCAUGUCAACAUCGCAGAUCUCCGCCCAGUUGUCACACCGUAAUACAUCUGUCGUUGUGUAUGAUAUUGUUAACCAGUCGUGUGAUCCCGGUUCAAGGCGGUUCAAGGUUUGUGGUAUAAUGUAUACGGUAUAGUGUUAUGAUAAGAUUACCUAUUGAUGCAAAGGUAAUAUGUAUUUAAUGUUCAGUCUCUGCACCCGAAACCGAAACUGAAAACCCUUUACGUGGACACACGAAACUGUGAAUCAUUUAUAAUACUUUAGUUGACAUUGUUGACGUCAAUCAUCAUUGAGAUAAUAGUCUAACUUUACUCGCUCUAUCGUUGUCAAUCACUGAGAUAAUUGUCUAACUUUACUAGCUCUAUCGUUGUCAAUCAUUGAGAUAAUAGUCUAACUUUACUAGCUCUAUCGUUGUCAAUCAUUGAGAUAAUAGUCUAACUUUACUCGCUCUAUCGUUGUCAAUCAUUGAGAUAAUAGUCUAACUUUACUAGCUCUAUCGUUGUCAAUCAUUGAGAUAAUAGUCUAACUUUACUCGCUCUAUCGUUGUCAAUCAUUGAGAUAAUAGUCUAACUUUACUAGCUCUAUCGUUGUCAAUCAUUGAGAUAAUAGUCUAACUUUACUAGCUCUAUCGUUGUCAAUCAUUGAGAUAAUAGUUUAACUUUACUAGCUCUAUCGUUGUCAAUCAUUGAGAUAAUAGUCUUACUUUACUAUCUCUA
Molecule: messenger RNA, 3075 nt
Organism: Haliotis rubra (blacklip abalone)
Lineage: Eukaryota; Metazoa; Mollusca; Gastropoda; Lepetellida; Haliotidae
Exons: 6
Coding region: 136-2175 (679 amino acids)
Source: RefSeq, a predicted model, not a curated record